Molecule: messenger RNA, 399 nt
Organism: Capsicum annuum
Lineage: Eukaryota; Viridiplantae; Streptophyta; Magnoliopsida; Solanales; Solanaceae
Exons: 1
Coding region: 1-399 (132 amino acids)
Source: RefSeq, a predicted model, not a curated record
AUGAAGAUUGAGUUCAAACAUGUCCCUCGAAUUCAAAAUGAGUUUGUUGAUGCCUUGGCGACACUAUCUUCAAUGAUCCAGUAUUCAGAUAAGAAUUACAUCGAUCCCAUUAAGGUGGAUACACACAAUCAACAUGCAUACUGUUUCCAUGUGGAUGAAGAACCAGAUGGAAAGUCGUGGUACUACGACAUCAAAAGGUUGUUCGACGCAGGGGAAAAUCCAGAAAAUGCUACUAGUAAGCAGGAGAGGACUUUAAAAAGGAUGGUCAAUGACUUUUUCCUCAAUAAGAAAAUCCCGUAUAGAAGGACUCCGGACUUAAGAUUGUUACAAUGUGUCGAUGCCACAGAAGCCACAAGAUUAUUAGAGAAAAUACACGCAGGAACUUGCGGCCCCACAUGA